Messenger RNA from Xiphophorus couchianus (Monterrey platyfish), 2326 nucleotides. RefSeq names its product DEAD (Asp-Glu-Ala-Asp) box helicase 56 (gene ddx56). Gene Ontology annotation, molecular function: RNA helicase activity; nucleic acid binding; ATP binding. NCBI's taxonomy places the organism in Eukaryota, Metazoa, Chordata, Actinopteri, Cyprinodontiformes, Poeciliidae. The coding region runs from base 52 to 1725 and encodes 557 amino acids. The transcript has 14 exons. Gene Ontology annotation, cellular component: cytosol. The record is from RefSeq and is a predicted model, not a curated record.
GCAUGACGUCAAAUCUCCUCGACGCACGUGUGAGCGUAGCGCAGAGCAGUGAUGGCUGCUGAAAGACUUCAGUUUCAUGAAAUGGGAUUAGACGACCGCCUCUUAAAGGCGGUGGCGGAUCUGGGUUGGUCUCAGCCCACCCUAAUCCAAGAGAAGGCCAUUCCUCUGGCUCUGGAGGGGAAGGACCUUCUGGCUCGAGCGCGGACCGGAUCUGGAAAGACUGCAGCCUACGCUAUACCCAUCAUUCAGCGCAUCCUGGCCUCCAAACAGAGUGUCCGUGAGCAGGACGUGAGAGCUCUCAUCCUGGUGCCAACCAAAGAGCUCGGUCAGCAGGUUCAGACCAUGAUGAGACAGUUGACGUCGUUCUGUUCUAGAGAUGUCCGGGUGGCAGACAUCUCCGGCAAGGCCGACGUGUCAACGCAGAGACCCAUUUUAAUGGAGAAGCCCGAUGUGGUGGUGGGGACACCGUCCCGCGUUCUCGCCCACCUCAACGCCCAGAACCUGGCGCUCCACUCUUCCCUGGAGAUGCUGGUUGUAGACGAGGCCGACUUGGUCUUCUCCUUCGGCUUCGAGUCUGACCUGAAGAACCUGCUGUGCCAUUUGCCGAAGAUCUACCAGUCGUUCCUCAUGUCGGCUACUUUCAACGAGGAUGUUCAGGCCCUAAAGCAGCUGCUGCUGCACAACCCGGUGACCUUGAAGCUCCAGGGCUCUCAGCUGCCUGACAGCAGCCAGCUGCAGCAGUACACCAUCAAAUGUGAAGAGGAGGACAAAUUCCUGCUCAUCUACACGCUGCUGAAGCUGCAGCUGGUCCAGGGGAAAACGCUGCUGUUUGUGGCAGCAGUGGACCGAAGCUACAGACUCAAACUGUUUCUGGAACAGUUCGCCAUCCCAGCGUGUGUCCUGAACUCGGAGCUGCCCGUCCAGUCCAGGUGCCACAUCAUCAGCCAGUUUAACCAGGGGUUCUAUGACAUCAUCAUUGCCACAGAUGAGCAGAGCUUGGUUGAACCUGCCGCGUCUUCUUCAGGGAAGCAGAAGAAGAAAAAUAGCAGAGCGAAAUCAGCAAAGGCUAAAGAUAAGGAAUACGGCAUCUCCAGGGGCGUGGAUUUCCAAAACGUUUCCAAUGUCAUCAACUUUGAUUUCCCAACGUCUGUUGAUUCGUACAUCCAUCGAGUUGGAAGAACAGCGAGAGCCGACAACCCAGGCACGGCCCUGUCGUUCAUCUCUCACACCGAACUCGAUGCCCUGGCAGAGGUGGAGGAGGCCCUCGGUGGAGAUAAAGCCGAGGCGGCGCUCAAACCUUAUGAGUUUAAGAUGGAGGAGAUCGAAGGCUUCCGGUACAGGUGCAGGGACGCCAUGCGGGCCGUGACGAAGCAGGCCGUGAAGGAGGCCAGACUGAAGGAGAUCAAACAGGAGCUGCUCAACUCGGAGAAACUCAAGAUGUAUUUUGAAGACAACCCCAGAGAUCUGCAGCUGCUCAGACACGACAAAGACCUUCAUCCUGCCGUCAUCAAGCCUCACAUGAAAAACAUUCCCGACUAUCUGAUUCCUGAGACUCUGCGUGGCGUAGUGAAUCCGCUGUCGAACAGGAGGAGGAGGAAGAUAAAACCAGCUGCAGAGGGAGUGGUGAAAAGCAGCUUCAAGAGGAACGUCCGGGGGAGGAAUCCGCUGAAGAGUUUCCAGUACAAACGAACAGGAAACAAAAAAGCCAGAGGCGGCAAAUCAUAGCUGCUGGAGUCCAGAAGAGGGGGGAGAUCAGUUCUGCGUAUUUCACCUGUUCAGAGACUGUCAUUAUGAGGAUGGUGUGUGAUCAUAAACACAUUGAAGACAGAAUGGACUCUGCAUAUCGACAUAUUGCUUUAAACAAAACAUGGGCUUCAGGAUCCUGAAAAACUCAUCGUUAGACCUGUUAUCACAUGAAAAUCACUGUUUUCUAAACAAUUUGAAAAUGUUUAAAAGUGAAAUUUCUUCACACCAGUUUUGGCUGUUCUUGUAACAAUUGAGAGCUUGAAAUAUCUUGGAUCCAGCUGGGAAUAUGAUGAAAAGCUCCCAUGUCAUUACCAUUCGAGCAGCAGUAUUUACUAAAAUUUCUCGUACAGCUGGAACACUGAACUGGAACAAACUUAUUUUGAACUGAAACGUUAACGGUGAACUGAAAUAAAAAUGUUUAAUGACACGUUUAUGAAAGUUUGAUCAUGACAAACGGUCGUACAUUUAAACUUUUAUUGUUUCCCCUCCAACCAUGACAGCUCAGCUUAUAUUUUAUUUUAAUGCAUUCAGCCAUUACAAGAAAUCAGUGUAAAAAAAUAAAGAUGAUACAAAAGCAAAA